Molecule: messenger RNA, 5572 nt
Organism: Sycon ciliatum
Lineage: Eukaryota; Metazoa; Porifera; Calcarea; Leucosolenida; Sycettidae
Product: AT-rich interactive domain-containing protein 1A-like
Exons: 11
Coding region: 165-4700 (1511 amino acids)
Biological process (GO): chromatin remodeling; positive regulation of DNA-templated transcription; regulation of transcription by RNA polymerase II
Cellular component (GO): brahma complex; SWI/SNF complex; nucleoplasm
Molecular function (GO): DNA binding; nucleosome binding
Source: RefSeq, a predicted model, not a curated record
GGACGCCACAGAAGCGGGACGGUAUCGAUCUCAGCCGAGGUUCUGCUUUCAAAAGUGGCAAGGAUUCUUUAUUCAGAGAAGCUGAUGCUCAACAGGUUCUGGCUCUUCGUGAUAGUGUUUGUAUGGGAGGAGCAGGCAACUAGAGCUCUGUGAAAUGUUUGGUGAUGGCAGACCAAUCGAUGCUGAUGAACAGCGAGCAGCCCGAAAAUGGGAUUGGUUUUCCCAUGCAAUCCGCUAACAACAUGGCCUUUACCAAUGGACAAGAUAUGCAGCAAGGAAAAAUGCUCCCUAACGUAAAUCCGUUUGGCUACCCCAUGUUUGGUGUUGGUGCACCUGGAGAUAUGUCUACUGCUCAUCUCUCAAACCCAGGUUCGCAGAUGCUGCAGGGUAGUGGUACUGCAGCCGGUGCUGGUGGCAGCGGCGUAGGUGGUGCUGGCGCUCCCAAUGCAUGGCCGACUGGAAUGGGGCAGCAAUCUAUGAUGAUGCCACAACAACAUGGUGGGCAGGCCGUUCCACCAUUCAUGAUGAACCGGCCAUCAUUUCCACCGCCAGUAGGUCCCAUGCAUAUGCCACCCAACAUGCCUGGUGGCAUCAUGCCAUCUGCCAAUCCACAAAUGAAUCCUAGCAUUGGACCGAUGGGCAUGGGCUCCUUUCCUAACUUUCCUGCCUGGCCCAACGGACCUCAGCCACACGAUCCUACAACCUGGGGCCAGUCAUCCACAGUUGGUAGCAACUCGCCCGCUCUGAAAGCAGCAGGCAUGGGUUUGCCGCCCGCUGCUUCUGGCAACGCUAUGGGUGCGUCCAAUUCUACUAUGCCAACUCCAUCACUGCCUGAUUUGGGUGGUGAUGUGGGCUUACCGCCAACAGAGGACAAGUCACGGCCAUCUACAGCUGAAAGUGGAGUGAGGGUUAAUGGUGAGAUCCCCGGCACUCCUGCCGCUGCUGGUCACCAGGGCUUGCCGUCGCACUUCAAUGCAAUGAUGACGCCUGGCGCUCAGCCCAGUGUUGGUGCCACAACUGCUGCUGCUGCCGGUGGUGGUGCGUCAUCAGAUGUGUCAGAACAAAAGAUGUAUCCUAACCGUUCCUUACUUGGCCAAGAUGGCAUGAUGAACACCAACGCUGGCGCCCUGGCACCUGCGUUCGCGGCUGGUCAGCACCCUAGCACAGUGGCCCUGACUACUCAGCAUGCAACUGUUCCCAUGCAUCCCGAUGUGCACAGGCAUUCGAUGGCUACGGCAAACUCACCUGUCGUCAAUCCCCUCAUGCAUCCUGGUAUGAUGUACCAGAAUCAAAUGUUUCCAAGAAUGCCCAUGGACAACAUGCUCCCUCAGCAACCUCAUCCACCGCCAACACAGCAGCUACCACAUGCAGCCUCCCCAUUCCCCGGUAAUGCGGGAACUGGAUUAGGGACUCCUUCGACUCCCCUGCCACCAGCCGCCAGCUCUGCGUCAGCCCCUGCGCCCACAGCAGCAUCUCGUGACACUGGUACUCCGGCUGGAAACAGCAGAUGUCCCAAGAAUAUAUCUGAAGUGCUACAGCCACUCUAUGAGCUUGGUGAUGAACCGGGGCGCAAGGAGAUGCUCGAUAAGCUGGUGGAGCUGUCUCGCGACACCGGUACACCAACACUGUACGUGCCGACGCUGUCAAGUGAUCAUACCCACGUUGAUCUCUAUCGUCUGUACGAGGUUAUCAAGGGCAUGGGUGGACUGUGCACGGUCGUGCGCAAGAAGGUGUGGCGUCGGGUCAUUGAGGGCAUGGGUAUGCCGUCACCAUCGAAUGUUAGUGCAUUAGCCAGCACCCUUCGUACCCACUACCAGAAGCUUCUGCUACCUCUAGAGUGCAAGGAGAAAGGUAAAGACCUGACUGAGGAGACAAACAAAGUGGACUCGUUGCGCCGGACUCGGGCCACACAGAGACACGCGGCAGCCCAAGCAGCAGCGACUCGCAGCAGUUCGUCUCCUCGUCGUGUGGGCUCACCGGAGACCACGUCGGACAAUGCUCGCUCGUCCACGACCACAACUGCUACUGCAACUACUGCAGCUGAUACUAAUGUGACAACAACGCCCGGUGCUGCCGCCUCCACCACUGCUUCAUCCAAUGUGAAAUCUACGCAACAACAGCAGCAACAACGACACCCUGAAAGUGAUCAGGCUGAUGGGCCUGGCAAGCUAAACCCAACCAGCUCUGACUCUUCUCACGCCAAUACCACAGCUCCUGCUACUGCUGCCCCAGCCACCACGACUACCGUUUCUAGUGGUGGUGGCCUGGGUGCUGGGUCUGCUAUGAUGCCUGGUUUCAGCACUGCACAGCCCACCCCUGCUGGUGUUACGCAGCCUGCUUGGCCCAAUCAACCAGCAAUGAUGCAACCGCCUUCAUUUCCACCUCAACAAUUUCCGCACGACCCGAUGCGGUCUUCUUUGGGGUUGCCUAAUUCUGAUCCCAUGAUGUCCUUGUCUGGCGGUGUUGGUGCUCCAGGGAUGUUUCCUGAUCCGUCCACACCGAUGGAUGGCGGUAUGGGCUUGAAUCAUCCUCGACCUGGUAUGCCUGCCUCUGCACCUAUGGCCGAUCCCCUUGCAGAGCGAAACAUGCUCCAGUACAAACAACAAGUGCAGCAGUGGAAACAGCAGCAACAGCAGCAGCAAUUACUGUUGCAGCGGCAGCAGAUGAUGGCAGAAGCUGCGGCAAAGACACCAUCCUCUCUCCCCAGUAUCCCAUCAGCGAUGAACAACACGGGGACACCGCAGUCGCCACGCAUUUCUGGCACCCUAGCCAGUGACCCAGCCAAUCCUGCUGCAACUCCGGAAAGUCCGGCCGCGGUCUUUGGAUCGUCUCGUUCCCAUGGCUCAAUAUGCCAAACACCGACUACAGCUAUGCUGCAAUCUAACAAUGUGUUUUCUCGGCUUCUGUCCGGCACCAGUGUCGACGGUGGUCUGGCGAAUGUUGUACCACGGCCACUUUCUGCCAGAGCAGCAGCGGUGGCGGCUGCUGCAAGGAAGUCCUCAACAUCUGAGGCGGCCGAUUCCAGCACGAAUGUGUCCACUGUGGAGCAUGCCGCUCCAAAGUCGGUCAAGCGAAAACAUCUCUAUGCCAGUCACCUCGCCCAACUCCUAGGUACCGGUACUUUGCCAAAUCUGUGGAGGUUGCAUAUGUGUCUGAAAGCUGGCCUGGUUGCUGAGUCAUCUCAAGCCAUGGACAUUUUGUCAAUCAUUGUAGGCGAUGAGCACACUCUGGUUCUCUUCCAGCUCUCGCAGCAGCCCACUGUUCUGGAGACGAUUCUUUCACAUCUGGCAACCAGCCUGCAUGCUGUGUUUGGUGGCUUCAACGACAUCUCUGCCAUAUGUGAUGGUGAUGCACAGCGCCGCUUCUUUCCCGAGGAUCCUUCGAACAAGGAGUUGCAAAGAAUACGCGACGAAGAGUACGACGUUAUUCAACUUCAAGCAACAGCGCCGGUGGAAGACGACCCUUGUGCCAUGGACUGGACACAGGCCCAGGCAGACGCUGACGCCGAAGAAGAGUUGGCGUGUCUUGCAAACGAGCUUCCCGAUGGUCUGCGCCACAUCCUCUAUCCUCUUGACUUCACUGCAUCAUCUCCUCUGCCUGCACCAGCGAAACAGACUGCGGAGGCUAUGGACGUAGAGGAGGAAGUGGCAGAUUCUGCAGGUGUUGCCUGUUCCACUGAGGGAGACCCUAGCAGUAACAGUAGCAGCAGCAGCAGCGUAACUGCAUCCAAAGCAUCCAAGUUUUGUCCUGCGUGGCUUCGACACGGCACAACGGUAGAAUCCGAGGCUUGCUCGGUAGCAAGUAGGACGCCCAGUGAUCGACUUUUGGCAUUGCGUGCUAUGUGUUGCAGCAACUUCAUCCGCUCCUUGUCUUUUCUUGCUGCCAACGAACGGCCAAUGAGCAGACACUACGGUCUGAUGACAGUCAUUGCACGUGUAGAAGCACUGUUCCAGACUGAGAAGCUGUCCAGUGAUUCUCGAUCACGCAUCGCAUCAGCCUGGUGGUGGCCGUGGCUGGAGAUAGUACGUGCCGACCUGAUGGUGACCUUAGUCAAUAUCUCUGGCCAAGUUGACCUGUCCUGUCUUCCGACGAAGCUGGUUUCACUGCUUCUACGUGGGUUGUGCCACUGGUGUGUAUCAACAUCGUCCUCUGCGCGGGACCCACUGCCACCAGCAUCUGCCUGUCCUGGCCUCUCUUUGCAACGGUUGGCUUUGGAAGCACUCAGCAAGAUCAGCAUUGGCCUGGGAAAUGUGGAGUGUAUGAUGGCAGCCCUGGAUGAAGACAACUGGCACUGUCUGUGUGGACGCCUGGUGCAGUGGCUGUUGGAGAAGCGGCAUAGUGUGCAGUAUGAGUUGUCGCUCGUUCUCCUCUGUAGCCUGGCGUGCAAUGACGCUGUGAGUCGACACAUUUGCCAGCAGCAUCAUUGCGUGGUGACAUUGAUGAUGGCACUGCUAUCGGAGACGGAGCAUUACCUUUGCACAAUGUCACGCGGCGUAGCAACUGACAGCCACACCGUUGCCAGCCCGGAUCUUUUGCGACGCGCAGCGACACUGCUUCUAAUCUUGUCGCGGCAGCGCUGCAAUCGGCAACACUUUGCUCACCACCAGUCACACCUGCUCAUACUGGCGGCCUCUCCCUAUUUCUACCCUGUCAUACCAGCCAUACUAGUGGACCUGCUAUUUCAAAUAGGCCUGGAAUAAGAUAACAAGCGAACUCACGGCUUAUUCCUGUGUGACUGGGUCCAUUCAAUGGCCUUUUUAUCAGAUUUGUCUCCCCAUUGUUGACGCCCAUUGUUACUGUAAACGUGUGCGUGCGUGUUUCCUGCUCUUUGUAUAUAGCUAUAGAGAGGUUGACUGUAUUUUCUUGAUCUGCAAGCCAGUAGAGUGCAGCUUUGCGGCUGUAUGUUUUGUGUUGUCUACGAGGGGACUGUUUCUCUACUCCUCACGUCUAGGCGAGGCAGGCUAGCUAUAGCUGUUCGAAUCGAUAAUGGUCGAUGGUCUCGCCUGUCGUUCUAGCUCCUGCUACCAAUCUCAGCAGCAGCAUCUUCACUGCCAUUGCCAUUAUCUUCUCCAUCAUCAUCAUCAUCACCAUCGUCGUUGUCAUCAUCAUUGUCAUGAUUGCUGUCAUCGUUCUCCUUGCUGUUGCUGCUUUUGUCGUUAGGAAGGCACAGGCUUGCUCGCUGUAUGUGCUCAGUUUUUAUCGCUUUGUCUUUUUCACACGUUUCACGAAAUGCUGUUAUAUCAUGGAAUCACAUUGUUUUAAACUCAUCAUCCUCGCCGCAUUCAUAACAACAAUAAAGGAAAGCCUGGAUUGAAUCACAUGCUCGCACUCUCCCACAUUCGGAAAAAUAGCUCUCUCGCUGUCUCAUACAUGCCCACGAAACUUCUUCUCUCUUUUUUUUGCUUUCCUAGCAUAAGACAGACUGUAUAUUUUCAUUGAAUGCUCUUGUUAUUGCUAAUGUCCAUGUGGUUUUCCCUUGCCUGUUUGUCAGUGGUAAGGAGCGCCCUAGCCCUAGGGCCUGUCUCUUCUUGAUAUCGGUUGAGAUGGUAAUCGAGCAUGCAACAAUUCUCAA